AUGGGUGACGACUUUGAACUCUCUUUUGAGGAUCAAUUUGAAGACCACGCUGUCGACUCUGACACUCCAUCCCGGUCGAAUUCCCUCAAACUCAAAAAAGGGAAUACCGACAGUCAACGCAGAAAAGAAAAGCGACGGUCGAAGCUUUGGUAUGAGAAGACGUCUCAACCAGCAAGUGACAGCGAAGCCAGUACUGGUGCUCAAGAAACGAUUCCAACAGCGAUUGUCAUUAAAAACAUUCCCUUUUCCAUAAAACGAGACGCGCUUCUUGCUAUUCUUAAUAAUCUCGAUAUCCCAAGACCUUAUGCAUUCAAUUAUCACUUCGAUAAUGGUGUCUUUAGAGGGUUGGCCUUUGCCAACUACCGAACUCCUGAAGAGACAGAUCUUGUAGUGUCGGCACUGAACGGCUACGAGGUUGCUGGUAGGAAACUCAGAGUAGAGUAUAAACGUGUUCUGCCUGCUGCAGAGAGAGAGGCAAAAGAGAGAGAAAAGGCGGAGAAAGCAAAGGCAGAAAAAGAAAAAACAGACCAGGAUGUACGGGAAAAAGACAAAGUUGUAAAGGAAAACAUUAAUCUUAAACCGGAAAAAAUGGAAAAUGGAAAACUAGACAAGACAUUGGCUGAUAGGAAAAGUCCAGAACCCACAAAUCUCGACCUUAAUGAUCCCGAGACGCUCAAAUUCUAUGAUCAAGUUAUUAUUUUCCGUGACGACAAAAGCCGUGAAGAACUGGCCUUCUCCAAGACGUUAACGCCUUCUCAGCGACGCACAGUACAUUUGAUUGCUCAGAAACUCGGGCUGUACGAUUACAGCGAGGGUGAUGGUGAUGAGAAAGUGUUGAGGAUAGUGCGUAAACCCGCUUCAGCCGCUAUUAACAUCAAGCAAACACCCUCCCGUAAUGGAUCUUACGGCAGACGAGCUGCAGCACAACUGUUCGCAAACGCUACGGGCAUGUCAGAAAGUCCUUCCAAUAGAUCACUAAGAGGUGGUGAAGCGUCGCCGUUAUCGCGAUCACCUUUCAGAAGAUCUUGGAUCGCCGAUGGUACGCCGAUUGUUUUCCCAAUUCGGCAGCCUCGGGGACCCGAUCCAACACAGAAUUUCGCUUUCCGUCCGUCUCGGUUGCAUGCAUCUUCGAUUGCGUUUGGCGUAGUCGACGAUUCUGAUGCAGCUUCUGAUUAUUCCGAACAUAGAAGAUCGGGUCUUUUUGAUGUUCACGCACCUACAUUUCAAUCGAUUGUUUCGUAA
This is a messenger RNA of Paraglomus brasilianum, 1242 nucleotides long. The record is from the annotation of a GenBank genome assembly. Lineage: Eukaryota; Fungi; Glomeromycota; Glomeromycetes; Paraglomerales; Paraglomeraceae.